Molecule: messenger RNA, 1435 nt
Organism: Nerophis ophidion (straightnose pipefish)
Lineage: Eukaryota; Metazoa; Chordata; Actinopteri; Syngnathiformes; Syngnathidae
Gene: napsa
Product: napsin A aspartic peptidase
Exons: 9
Coding region: 131-1324 (397 amino acids)
Biological process (GO): proteolysis
Cellular component (GO): lysosome
Molecular function (GO): aspartic-type endopeptidase activity
Source: RefSeq, a predicted model, not a curated record
AGUGAACCCGGACUAAGCCGAAAAGCUUUUCGACACAUGCGUCAGUUGAAACUGUGUAGCGGUUUCUUGUCGGGCGACAGUUUGCACCGGAAAAGACAAAAGCGGUGUUUUCUCUUCAAGGACAAAAAAAAUGUCACGACUGGGGACUUUCGUUAUAGUUCUGGUACUGCUUGUAGCGCCCAGUAUCGCCAUUAUAAGGGUUCCCCUUAAGAAGAUGAGGACCCUCCGUCGCCUCAUUAGCGAUAAUGGGAUGUCUCUAGAUCAAAUUCGGACCUUGGCGAAGACGAGCGGAGCCCCUGACAACGCCCCCUCGCCACAACUCCCCGUGGAGAGACUGACUAACUUCAUGGACGCCCAGUACUUUGGUACUAUCAGUAUUGGUUCCCCGCCUCAGGACUUCACAGUGCUUUUUGACACUGGCUCCUCCAACCUCUGGGUGCCCUCCAUUCACUGCUCCUUCUUUGAUGUCGCCUGCUGGAUCCAUCACCGCUACAACUCCAAGAAGUCGAGCACAUAUGUUCAGAAUGGUACCGACUUCUCCAUCCGCUACGGCAGAGGCAGCCUGUCGGGCUUCAUCAGCGGAGACACAGUCACUAUAGCAGGUUUGCCCGUGCCUGGCCAGCAGUUUGGGGAAGCGGUGAAGCAGCCCGGUAUUACAUUCGCCGUGGCCCGCUUUGACGGGGUCCUGGGCAUGGCAUACCCGUCCAUAUCGGUCGCCAACGUCACGCCGGUGUUUGACACGGCCAUGGCGGCCAAGCUGCUGCCGCAGAACGUCUUCUCUUUCUACAUAAGCAGGGAUCCUGCAGCGGCUGUGGGAGGAGAGCUGAUGUUGGGUGGGAGUGACCCGCAGUACUACACCGGAGAUCUGCACUACGUCAACGUCACACGCAAGGCCUACUGGCAGAUUGAGAUGAACAAAGUGGACGUGGGCCCCCAGCUGACAGUCUGCAAGACAGGCUGCCAGGCCAUUGUGGACACAGGGACUUCCCUGAUUGUCGGCCCCGUGGAGGAAAUCCGAGCACUCCAGAAAGCCAUCGGAGCUCUUCCCUUACUCAUGGGAGAGUACUGGAUUGACUGCAAGAAGAUCGACACCCUCCCCGUCAUCUCCUUCAACAUUGGAGGGAAGAUGUUCAACCUGACUGGAGAGGAUUAUGUCAUGAAGGAGUCCCAGAUGGGAACUUCAAUCUGCCUGUCAGGCUUCAUGGCCAUGGAUAUUCCGCCCCCUGCAGGACCUCUGUGGAUCCUGGGAGAUGUCUUCAUCAGGAAGUACUACACCGUUUUUGACAGGAGUGGUGACCGUGUAGGAUUUGCACGAGCCAAGUAGUACUGCCAAAUUAAAGUGCUGUUCUGGUUUGCAGCCUUCAAAAUGAUGUAAGAUCACAUUUUCAAGAAUGCUUGCAAGGACCGGCAUUAAAAAAAAUUCUUCAAAAAUUGA